GAGCUUGCUUCUUCCUUGGCUCCAGGCAGUUGAACUCAGAACAGAUGAACACUCACGCCAACGACCUGUCGCGGGAGGUCUCGUUGCAAGAACUCGAGCCUUCGCCAAUCGAGGACGAGUUUCCCUCGGACGUCAAGGACUCGUACUUCCCGUCCUCGGAUCGCUCAAACUACGACCAUGAAGCCAUCAAGCCCGUCCAGCGGACCUCUACCUUAGGUCUGGAUGCGCAUUCGCCCGUCUGGUACCUCACCCGCGUCCACAAGUACUCGAGUUACGCCUUCUCCGUCUUCACGGCCUUCCACAUUGCCAACACGUCCAUCAUCCCGCUUGCCACACGCUCGGUAGCCAAUUCCGAGCGCUAUCUCUUGCUCACUCGUCCUUACUACCAAUCGCCUAUUGCCGAACCCUUCAUUGUUGUCCUACCCUUGCUCGCCCACAUUGGCAGCGGUGUUGCCCUUCGCCUCUACCGUCGCAAGCAGAACCUCAAGAGAUAUGGCGCAGAGAACAGGACGGAUAGACGCAUGGUCGCAUGGCCCAAGUUGUCGGGUACAAGUGCGCUAGGAUAUGCUCUGGUACCACUGGUCUUUGGACACUCCUUUGUCAACAGAAUCAUCCCCUUGUGGUACGAGGGUGGCUCUAGCAGCAUCAACCUUGGCUACGUCUCACACGGCUUUGCCAAACACCCUGCUGUCUCGUUCAUUGGCUUCGGUGCUCUGAUUACCGUUGGAGUUUGGCACUCUGUCUGGGGUUGGGCUAAAUGGCUGAACUGGACGCCAUCGCAAGUCACCCAAGGCGGACCAGAGGGCCAGCUCAUAAGAAAGAGAAGAUGGUAUGUUGUCAAUGCAGUCAGCGCUGUUGUCAGUGCACUGUGGCUAGCUGGAGGUAUGGGCAUCGUCGGCCGUGGCGGCGCAGUUGGAGGAUGGGUUGGCAGGGAAUACGACGAGCUGUACAGCCAUAUUCCUCUGAUUGGCAACUACAUGGCUUCUUCAUAGACCAAGGGGUCUUUUUCUUCUCUGUACUCUUCGAAUACCCAACUCAGCGCAAUUUGAUCACGUUACUUCUAGACAAGUAUCCUACCUCCCUAUGUGCUAAAUUUUGUCACCUUUAUAGCCAUCUCUCGGGACCGCGACUCAGGCCAUCUGGGCUGGAGGAACGCACAAUGCUUUUCAGACCAGUGCGUCCCUCCACUGGGAAGCGCUA
This is a messenger RNA of Aureobasidium pullulans EXF-150, 1200 nucleotides long. RefSeq lists its product as uncharacterized. The transcript has a single exon. Bases 45 to 992 code for a protein of 315 amino acids. Gene Ontology annotation, biological process: lipid homeostasis; mitochondrion organization. The record is from RefSeq and is a predicted model, not a curated record. Lineage: Eukaryota; Fungi; Ascomycota; Dothideomycetes; Dothideales; Saccotheciaceae. Gene Ontology annotation, cellular component: mitochondrial outer membrane.